GAGAAGGAACAAAAGAAGAGUGAAAUUGAGAGACUGCUGCCACCAGAGCCCGAAGCAAACCACCCAGAUUCCAUCCGUAUCAUGUUGAAGAUUCCUAGUGGGUGUCGCAUUGAGCGGAGAUUUUUGAGAAGUCAGUCGAUUAAGUGGCUGUUUUACUAUGUCUUCUGCCACAAAGAAUGCCCGGAUGAUUUCCAGAUUGUCACAAACUUUCCCAAGCGGACAUUACCAUGUGAGCCUAGAGAUAAUGAGACUGAUCCCCCAACUUUUGAGGAAAUUGGCCUCGGCAGGUCGGAGAUGCUGUUUGUUCAUGAUAACCAGGCAUAG
Molecule: messenger RNA, 324 nt
Organism: Candidula unifasciata
Lineage: Eukaryota; Metazoa; Mollusca; Gastropoda; Stylommatophora; Geomitridae
Source: the annotation of a GenBank genome assembly